Trichoderma atroviride IMI 206040 is the source of this 634-nucleotide messenger RNA. The record is from RefSeq and is a predicted model, not a curated record. Lineage: Eukaryota; Fungi; Ascomycota; Sordariomycetes; Hypocreales; Hypocreaceae.
CGGCCAAAGUUGCUGGUGCUGACUGUCCAGUGGGGGGGAGGAAACGCUGGUUUGGAGUUGUAAAACUGGGAUGCGAUAUGCGAUGCAGCUUAUGCCGCGGCACUACUUGCGCAUAGUACUCCUAAUGGGUAUUAGUACUAGCAAGAAGCUCUCCAUACUCUGACGGAGUAUAUAAACAGCACAAGACCCCUCUUCAUCAAAGGUCCAUGUUCGCUGUCCUGGAGCGCAUGGAUCUGCACUGGGCACUAACAUGGCUCCAGCGCCACUCAUUUCGCCACGAGGGAGACACCAGCCCUUACUACGCACUCGAGCACUGCUUGCCUGUGUUCUCUAUUCUCAUUGGGCUGCAGUGCUUGUAUGUCUAUUAAUACGAGACUCAUCUCCAAGAUGCAAGCUGUGCGUCGGUGGCUGGGGCGCUCUCUUGUGAGACGGUGUUUCAACGAGGUAUUAAGUCAUGCUACUGCUCCGUAUGCACCUCGCGCUCCUGUAUGAAGUAUGGCGUAUGAUGGUAGGUGAGAUGCCCAAGUAUGUAGGCAUGAUGACCCUCUCAAGGGAAGAAAAAAAGAAGAGAAGAAAGAAGAAAGAAAAAAUGAACACUCUGAGAGAAAAAGAAGCGGAAACAAAAACAGGGGAG